GUAUAUAUGGUGUAGACAGUGCACAUUGCCACAAGCUGCCUCUCAUUUUGUUACCCACCGAUCCCAACACCAGCCACAGAUACACAAACACACAGGUCACCCAUAUAUACAACGAUGUCCUCCGCCGGAGUUCUAGUUGGCAUGUGUGUUGUGCUCGCCUGCUUGGCCGCUGUUCCGCGAGCGCUGGCCACGGCCGUCCAUGGAGACGCUAGCAGCAACGGCAUCCUGCAUAUCCCUUCCAAUGGCUCCUUGACUAGCUGCCCCACCCACUGCGGGGAUGUCGAAAUCUCCUAUCCCUUCGGGAUAGGCUCUGGUUGCUUCCGGCAAGGCUUCGAGCUCACCUGCAACCAGACAGCUCGUCCUCCUAGGCUCUUCUUGAGAAACAGUACCACUCAGAUCACUUCUAUAGACGUCGGCAGCAAUAUGGCUUCUGCUUCUACUGUUGGUUUUAACGUCACCAUGGGGCAAGGUGUGGACACGUACAUGUCCUGGGGUACCCCUGAUGGUGGCGCUGUUAUCAGUGAAAUUAACGAUGCUUUGUAUGUCGUUGGAUGCGGUCUCGAAGUCUACAUGUUCGGUAAUAACUGGACUGACCUCAUUGGUUCUUGCAUGAGCAUAUGCGCAGAUGACCGGACCACGGAGAGGGCAAAUGUUUUCGGCUCCUGUCGUGAUGGGAUUGGCUGCUGCAGCAUCGAGUUGACGAGGGACCUGCCAGCCUUUAUGGUUAAACUCGUCCGCCUCAACGGUACAAGAGCACAACUAAAUGAUGUCAAGGUUUUACUACCAUGGUAUUAUAGAUUCGUUUUGGGUGAUCUUUACUCGAGUUGGGUAAACACAAGCAAUGUUCAUGAUACAAGAAUUCAGAUCGCCAUCACGGACCAACCAAAUUGUGAACGUGCCCGAGUGAAUAAGGAUAGUUAUGCUUGUAAUAAUGAAAGCAACUGCCAAGAUCUACAAUAUGGACGAGGCUACAGUUGCUCAUGCCCCAAUUAUUACGGGAAAGGCAACCCCUACAUCGUAAAUGGCUGCAUCCAAGCUUACGAUUCAACAACGCCCAAAGAGAACUGUACAAGAUCAUGUGGGAACAUUAGUAUUCCAUUCCCAUUUGGGAUUGAAGAAGGUUGUUAUGCAAAUGAUAACUUUCGACUCAACUGCACAAGUGAUGGCACCGUUCUUGACCGUCGGUACGCACAAUAUCGUGUGACUCGAAUAUCACUUGAUGAUGGGUCUCUGGCUGUUAGCAACAUGCUGAAUGACACAAGCUCCAAUAACAUGGAAAGGAUAGUCAAUUCCAACUAUGAUGGUACUGGCGAAUUUCGGGACUCUUAUGAUAUGUCGUCGGUUGUGGAUGGUAUUUAUGAUUUCUCACGGGAAGAUGAAAUAGUAAUAAAGUGGGUUGUUGCAAACUUGACUUGUCAACAAGCUAAGCAAAGUAAUCCGAAAUACUAUGCGUGUAUCAGUCACAACAGUAACUGCCAAGAUAUCAGGCGAGGGAAAACAAAUUAUGGGUAUCUCUGCAAGUGUAAUGAUGGCUUCCAUGGAAAUCCAUACCUGCAAAACAAUUGUACAGGUAUAUUUCUCUCCUAAACUAUAUUUGAACAGCAUCUCAUUUUUCAAAAUAUUAUAAAGAACCGGCUGCACAGGUACAUCCGGCUUCUCCUUCGGUACGCGUA
Messenger RNA from Setaria italica (foxtail millet), 1673 nucleotides. Its product is annotated as wall-associated receptor kinase 2. Lineage: Eukaryota; Viridiplantae; Streptophyta; Magnoliopsida; Poales; Poaceae. Gene Ontology annotation, molecular function: polysaccharide binding. The record is from RefSeq and is a predicted model, not a curated record. The transcript has 2 exons. The coding region runs from base 115 to 1587 and encodes 490 amino acids.